Messenger RNA from Trifolium pratense (red clover), 1117 nucleotides. RefSeq lists its product as uncharacterized. The record is from RefSeq and is a predicted model, not a curated record. Bases 227 to 811 code for a protein of 194 amino acids. Lineage: Eukaryota; Viridiplantae; Streptophyta; Magnoliopsida; Fabales; Fabaceae. The transcript has 3 exons.
ACCGCACGAUAGUAGUAAUAAAUUAGGGGAAGAUCAAAAUAAAAAAGAAAGUUUGAUAGAUCGAAGAAGAAGGAGCAGUAGCACUGGCAGCAACCUGUUCUCACUCUUGCAACUUGUUCCCACUGCCGACGCCAACAAAGAGACCCACAACUCAACCUUAAAACCUCAUUUGAAUCAACCCAUCAUUUGUUUCUGUCUACCAUCACCAAUAGUAAGAGACAGAAACAUGGCUAUGACUAAAUCAAGGGUUACAGUUUUAAGAGCAAGUUUGAUAAUAGUAGCUGUUUCCAUAGCAGGUUACAUAUUAGGUCCUCCUCUCUAUUGGCAUUUCAAAGAAGCUUUAGCUGCUGUCAAACAUUCUUCUUCUUCUUCUUCUUCUUCCACUUGUGCCCCUUGUCACUGUGAUUGUUCUUCACAGCCCACUUUUUCAAUUCCACAAGGGCUGAGCAACAUUUCAUUUGGAGAUUGUGCAAAACCUGAUCCAGAAGUGAACGGAGACACCGAAAAGAAUUUUGCAGAGCUAUUGUCAGAAGAACUAAAGCUACGUGAAAAUGAUGCUUUGGAAAAUCAGCGACGCGCUGACAUGGCUUUGCUUGAGGCAAAGAAGAUCGCAUCUCAGUAUCAGAAGGAAGCAGACAAGUGUAAUUCUGGUAUGGAAACAUGCGAGCAGGCGAGGGAGAAAGCUGAGUUGGCAUUAGUCGCUCAGAAGAAGGUAACUGCAUUGUGGGAACUUCGAGCUCGCCAGAAAGGAUGGAAAGAAGGGGUUGCCAAAUCUAAUACUCAGUCUCAAGGAAAAGUACAAACUUCUUAGAAGCAUAAUAUGGCUUCCAUGGAGUGUUUCUUGCUUCCUUUUUUUAAACGGAAAAUAUUAGUAUUGUUAGUAGUGUUUCUUGCAUAUUACUUUUGAGAAGUGUUUUUAAAUGCUGGUAAUAGAAAAUCGUAUAGUUCUCUUAUGUGUUCAUGAAAAGUCAAGUGUAAAAAUACAAAUGUUUGUUGUAUUUCUAACAUCCAUUUUUAGCCAUUGAUUCGAAAUGUACCACGGCUGAAAACUAGAAAUCGUUAUUUAUUAUGAUUUAUGAUGAAGUUAUAAAUGGAAAAUAUAUCACUAUUGACUUGA